Anopheles nili is the source of this 1705-nucleotide messenger RNA. It is a transcript of the gene Sfxn1-3, whose product is annotated as sideroflexin-1-3. Bases 299 to 1267 code for a protein of 322 amino acids. Gene Ontology annotation, molecular function: monoatomic ion transmembrane transporter activity. The record is from RefSeq and is a predicted model, not a curated record. The transcript has 5 exons. Lineage: Eukaryota; Metazoa; Arthropoda; Insecta; Diptera; Culicidae. Gene Ontology annotation, cellular component: mitochondrial inner membrane. Gene Ontology annotation, biological process: serine import into mitochondrion; monoatomic ion transport.
ACUCGCAUCAUAGCAAUCGGGCUUAUCAGUUAGCCAAGAGUGUUAGCAUUCCUCCAGUAGUCAGGAGCAAAAGCAAUCGAAUCGAAGCUUCGAAGCCCGCGGUUAGUCUGCAUCGAACGCCGCUACAAAAGGUACCUUUUCCUCCAGCAUUACCUCAAGCUAACAGUUCUACCGAGCGAAGAAGAGCGGAAUUGUGAGGCUUAUUGGCAUUCGCACCAUCCACCCCCGCCUGCUUGAGCUUAUAUAACUGGUUCGCAAUACAUAAUUGAAACCAGCAGACCCCGGAGCAGGAGCAAUCAUGGCAACGGAACUACCUCGGGUUAACUUGGAUGAACCGCGCUACGACCAGAGUACCUACUUGAACCGUGCUAAGCAUUUUCUUAUCGUGACCAACCCGCUGAAUGUGUUCGCCACCGAGGAGCAGCUCGACAGGGCCGCCCGAAUUGUACGCGAUUAUCGUGCCGGCAAACCCGUCCCGGAUGUGCGUAGCGUCGAUGAGCUCUGGAAUGCCAAAUAUCUGUACGACAGUGCGUUCCACCCGGACACCGGCGAGAAGAUGUUGCUCGUCGGUCGCAUGUCGGCGCAAGUUCCGAUGAACAUGACCAUCACCGGGUGCAUGAUGACGUUCUACAAAUCAACACCCGCCGUCAUCUUCUGGCAGUGGUUCAACCAGUCGUUCAAUGCCGUAGUGAACUACACGAAUCGCUCCGGUGCGUCCCCGAUCAGCCAGGAGCAGUUGCUAACGUCGUACUGCAUGGCAACAGGUGGCGCCCUGGUGACUGCACUUUCGCUCAAUCGCCUCGUCCGGAAUGCACCGCCGCUUGUUGGACGCCUCGUGCCGCUGGCCGCCGUUGCUGCGGCAAACUGCAUUAACAUUCCACUGAUGCGCAUACAGGAAAUUAAAAACGGCGUCACUUUGCUGGAUAAAGAUGGCAACGAACUGGGCCAGUCUGUACGGGCUGCGAAAGAGGGCAUUUCUGCAGUCACCUUUAGCCGCAUACUGAUGGCAAUGCCUGGAAUGGUUUUCACCCCGGUACUGAUGAACACGCUGGAAAGACGAGGCUUCCUUCGACGUUUCCCGUGGGCCAACGCACCGAUCCAGACGCUGUUCUGUGGAUUAUGUCUCACGUUUGCCACGCCACUGUGCUGCGCGUUGUUCAGUCAGAAAGCAUCCAUCAGUGUGGACAGCGUAGAGGAGGAACUGCGUACGAAUUUGCGCAAGACACGCCCCGAGCUAGACGUCGUCUACUAUAACAAGGGAUUGUAGAUCCAAGGCAGCCUUGAUCGGGGUAGCCAACACGGUAGUACUCGUUGUCCUCAGAAUGGAACGAAGGAUCAAACCGGUAAACGAUUGCAUUUACCAAAAUGAGCUUUUCUCAUUGCUAACUUGAUUUUGUUCAAGUCCGUUAUGGGACAUAAACUCCACUUGCCAUAUUGUCGAUGGCGAUACUUGUGUAUUUACUAGCAAGUUUGUUAAGUUUUCUCUACUUCCUUCGCAUCCGUGAGUCCUAUCAGCACAGCGAAGCAAAGCGUGGUAGCAAAUGUAUUGGUGUGUAUGUUUGUGUGUGUACGACAAUAAAUGUAGGAUGUUCUCGGCAUGUUCUACAUCUAUCUUUCCGCCGCUGAUGGCACAUGGGCUAAGGCUUCACAACAUGCGAUUUUCAAUAUAAACUCAUCCGCUAUAUGGCUUAUAACUGACAUUGAA